AUGCCGCACGCGCUUCCAUUUGCACAAAAGAACCUCCCACCACCCUUCACAGCCCACCAUCCCCCACAGCCCACCAUCCCUCACAGCCCACCGUCCCUCACAGACCGCCGUCCCUCACAGCCCACCGUCCCUCACAGCCCACCGUCCCUCACAGCCCACCGUCCCUCACAGCUCACCUUCCCUCACAGCUCACCGUCCCUCACAGACCCCCGUCCCUCACAGCCCACCGUCCCUCACAACCCACCAUCACUCACAGCCCACCGUCCCUCACAGCCCACCGUCCCUCACAGCUCACCACCCCUCACAACCCAUCAUCCCUCAAAGCCCACCGUCCCUCACAGACUGCCGUCCCUCACAGCCCACCGUCCCUCACAGACCGCCGUCCCUCACAGCCCACCAUCCCUCACAUUGCUGCUUACAACAAAGAGCCUCAAACCAGUGUAUUGGAAUUACAAAUUUCGCGAUAAAAGUGGAAGAGAGUGGAAGCCAGUUAUUUUGAAAGCUAAACUGAUUGAUUAUUCAUAUCAAAAAUGCAUAAAUGGAACAGGAAAUAAGCAAGCAGUUUGA
This is a messenger RNA of Penaeus chinensis, 567 nucleotides long. RefSeq names its product proline-rich receptor-like protein kinase PERK2. The transcript is spliced from 4 exons. The record is from RefSeq and is a predicted model, not a curated record. NCBI's taxonomy places the organism in Eukaryota, Metazoa, Arthropoda, Malacostraca, Decapoda, Penaeidae. Bases 1 to 567 code for a protein of 188 amino acids.